Messenger RNA from Serinus canaria (Common canary), 17950 nucleotides. It is a transcript of the gene ARHGEF4, whose product is annotated as Rho guanine nucleotide exchange factor 4. The coding region runs from base 136 to 6813 and encodes 2225 amino acids. The transcript is spliced from 14 exons. Lineage: Eukaryota; Metazoa; Chordata; Aves; Passeriformes; Fringillidae. The record is from RefSeq and is a predicted model, not a curated record. Gene Ontology annotation, biological process: intracellular signal transduction. Gene Ontology annotation, molecular function: protein binding; guanyl-nucleotide exchange factor activity.
UGCUUCCCUUGUACUAAGACUGUCCAAAAUAGCAACAAGAAAGCAUGUAACUAAAGACACAGCAGGAGUGUAGGAAUUUACCCAGGCCUUGGAUGUUGUAAAGAUUGAACAAUUCUUCAUUUCAAACCCUCCAAAAUGCUAAGCAUAAUGUAUUUUCUUCGGAGCUUCUUCAAGACCCCACAGCCAGUUGAAAACUACAUCAGUGAAGGAGAGUUUGAAGACGAUCUGAGUUCUUCUACCCCAAGCACAACGGAGCUGGAGGUCCGUGGAUCCAGCCAGGAAACAGAUGAAGAUUAUUUUGAAACCGUGUCACAUCAGAGUGGAUCUUUGUCAGAUGUAAAAACUGAGCCUUAUGAGAGUGCAUCAGACACAGAAUCCCUUUCCAGUGACAUAACUGGGAAUGCUUGCUCAGAUUCAAACUGCAUGUUUACUGAAAAAACCCCCCUGUGCUGUAAUCUUCCCAAAGAAAAGGCAGAAACCUCCCAUGAACUGAAGUGCUCCAGGCAACCAGAGCUCACCCAGCCUGUACAGCUAGAAUUGUCCUCCAAAAUAAAAGAAACACCAAGUAAAACUGAAUUUUGCAUCCAGUUUGCAGAGUCAGAGGGCGAGGAAUUGGGUGAGGAAGAGCUAACAUUAUCCAGUGAUAUCUCCCUCACAGAGAGCCAAGUCUGUGAAGAGAACAUUUUAUCACAGGCAGAGAGAGAGUCUGUAACAGCACUGCAGAGUAAGGCAGAGUUAGAAAGCAGGGAAGUGCAGUGCUCUACCAACUCAGAACUUACAAAAAAUGAUGUUGCAAGACUGAAGGAACAUCCUGCAGUAUUUAGCAUUGCUUGUUUCAAAGCAAACUCAGAAAGUUGUUUGAUUUUUCCUGAGGUACAGCAAUUUUCCUUCCGGUCAGAUGCAGCACCAAGCUGCAGUUUGCCUAAUCUUCAUUUUGAAACCAAUGGGCCUGACUGUAAAAGUGACACUGAGACACCUGCCUGUAAGUGUGAAUUAGAGUCUAUGUCCAGUAUAAAAUGCAGCAGGAGGAAUUCAGCUGACAGUGAGGACACUACAGGUAAAAGGAUAAAACAUGGAAGUACAGAGACCAUGUUGGCAUCAGAUUCACUCUUCUACCAGAGUUGCUUCAACCCAAAAUCUUGGUUACCACAAAAAAGGUCAGAGCUUACAGAAAGUAAAACGUGGCACAGUGUACCUGAAAAUAUCAGUGCUCAAAGGGAGACAGAAUGUGUGGUGAGCUGUAUUCACCCAACAGACAAAUUUAGAUGGUCAUGUUCCAGAAUACAUCUUCAAGAGCUGGAUUUUGAAUACACUUGGAAAAACUUAGGAAGGGUAACUGUAAGCCCUGAAAAGGCUGUAGAAAUAGAGGGCCAAUUUGGUAUAGAAAGAUCUCUUCUUGAUACUGACACAGACUCAGAGGUGUGUCAGGUUUCUCAACCCCUAGCCUCUCCCCAGUGCAUUGAUUAUUGUUUGCACUCUAAAUCAGAGACGUGUGGCCUUUCCCCAGAGCCAGCUGGUACCUGUGCUGACAGCUUAGCAUGGAGUGAUGCUUGUGAGGACAAUCUAAACCAAAAGGAGACAUCCUCUUCCCUGGAUUGUGAUCCAGGGAUCAUAGAUGCUGAGGAACUUACACAAAACAGUGAGUGCACAGCUGAAGGAGAUCUGGAAGAGAGCAGAUUCCCAUGUGAUAUUGACAUUGAAUUGGACACUGGUGACACUGAGAGCCCUGCAGCUUCUGAUGCAGGUGUUCCUGCUGCUGUGGAAAGCAGAGACUGGGAUUGUUCUGUAAACUGUGUUUCCAGUAGUGGAAUACAGGACACACAUUUGAAGGAGAAUGGCCUUGAAUCUGAGCUGUCAGAUACGGAGAUUGUGGCAGAAGAAAGAUGGGCAGAUGAUUCUCCUGAUCUUGGCUUUGGUUGGAAUGUCCUGGAAGCUGCAACACAACCAGAUGGCAGUGACAGAGAGGCAGAGCAUGGAGAGUCAGUGCAGCAAAAUGCAAGUUGCAAAACUGGUGCCUUGAGGAGCCACUCGGAGCUAGGAACAAAUGAACAUCCUACUCAUAAAGGAAAGGAUGAAGAGAGUGUCUUUGCUGUUGAAAGGACUCCCAGAUCAGAUGAUAUAAGGGAUGUAAUGACUACUCCAGAAUUAGAGCCUGCCCUAAUUAUAGUCUCUGUGGAAGAGAAAGGAUUACAGUCCCAAAUACUGAAUGAUAACCUUCCUACUGAAGUGGUAGCUGAAACAUUGGGAAAUGUAGUGAGCGAGGAUUUGAUGUCUCCUCAUACUGCCAGUACAGAUCAUGAUGAGCCAGAGAGAGUUCUGAGUGAAUGCUGUAACUGUGAAGAACUAAUUCUGGCCACCCACCCCAUUCCUGGCAGUGCAGAGGUACUUUCUGGUGGGGAUACAGCUGAAGUAAAAACAGAAAUUUCAGAAGAGAAAAGAGAGAAAACAGAAGUAGAUUCAUCCUUAGGGCUGACCUGUAGUAACUCCGUAGUAGAAAAUGCAAAAUUGGAAUUCAGGAAUGUUGCUGUAGCACUAGGCAGUGAUACACUUCCUGCAGAAAGCCAGACAGAUCCAUGUGAAAAAUCACUUGUAACAUCCCCCAGUGGAAGCAGUGUGAAGCUCUCUGAGGAUGAGCUCUGCAGAGCAAGGCCACUGGUGACUGAAGCAAUGACACUGGAAACCAGCAGCAGUGUAAGCAGUGUGUGCCAGGGAGGUGGUGCUGGUGGCAGCCUUGAAGGGCCCAGCACUGUACAAUCACAGGGUAGAAGUGAUGUGAUGGCCUUUGAGGAAGAGCCCUGCAGAACAAAGAGGGGUUUUGAAUUCAAGAGGGAACAGUUAGCAAGCUCAGGCUUUAGAAACCUUGGAAGAAGCAAUGACCAGGUGUCUAAGGAAGAGGAAUUCAAAGCACAUGAAAGCACAGAGGAAGGUUUGGAUAUUACCAGGGCAGUGACACUGGAAAUGAGCAGCAGUGUAAGCAGUUUGUGGCAGGGAGAUGGUGCAGGUGUCAGCCUUCACUGGCCCAGCAUGGACUCUGAACAAGCAGUAGGCAGGAGAGGAAAGGAAAGCUGUAAGGGCUCAAAGGAAGAAACAGCUAUUUGUGAAGAACCCUCUCCUAGGGAAGGAAAGGAAGGCUCUCCUGCAGAAGACACCUCUAGCCCCAGCAAAGACAGUGCACUCAGUCUGGAUGUGUCUGAUGUCUUUGAGUCUCUGAACAGGGAGACCCACAGCACCUUCAUGCUGGGCCUGGACAAUAUAAGCACCUGCAGCACUAACAGCGAGGAGCUGGAUGAGAACUCAUCCCACAUCCUGGGGAGUAACAGCAGUCUUCAUAAAGCUGUGCAAAAGCCAACAAAGAAUGAAUAUAGUGGGAAAUCUUCCAGGUUCUUAGUAUUCCCAAAAAUGACAUCUUUCAGGAAAACUAAGCCUGCCUCAUGGGAAAAUCAGGGCAGCAGCAGUAUCUUUGGCAGCAAGGUAAAGAUGGAAGAACUGGAUGUUGGUAAAGAUGAUGACGACACUGCAAGUUUACUGUCUUUCAAAAGUUGUUCAUCUGGUUUAGUCUUCCACAGGAAGGAAAGCUACACCUCUGAGUACUCCGAUGAUGAUGAUUUAUUUUAUGAGAGACCUGCAGGAUUUUUCAGAUUGAGCCUGAGGAAGGCCUCUGGUUCUGGUCGGAUUAUGAUGGAAGAUGCAGAUCGACAAGUUUCAGGUUCAUCUGAAAACAAUGACAGUGAACCUGUGGAGCAUUCAGGGAUUAGAAAAUCAUUCCCUGAAAACGAACACAAAAGAAACAAAACUCCUGAGAGUAAGAAGUUUAGGACAAGGUUGGCCUUGGCACACAAAUCCCUCUCAAGCUUAUUUGAGUCCAAAUGUCCAGAGAAGGAAAACACUGAGCAAAGCUCAAAAGUGUCAGUGAAAAAUGAAAAGGAGAAAGUCAAACUUCGCCAGAGCACCUGGAAAGCUUUUCUAAAGAGCAAGGAGGCAGAUGGACUAAAAAGGCCUGUCUUAAUAAGUUUAUCAUCCACACAGGAGGGUCUCAAUGCAACCAGUGGCCAUGUGUUAACUCCACUAGAGCGACAGUAUAGUUCCAACAGACACACUUUUUUAAAAACAGAAACAGAUAAUGGCUCCUCAACAGACUCCAACUAUUUUGACAGCUCUGUGGAGCCUGUUGAUGUCUCUUUACCUGCACGUAUGUGGAGAAGACGAGUACAGUCCCAUGACUUGGGGAUCAGAUACUCCCAGAGUUCAGACUGUGAUGAACAGCAGGAGGUUCUGAGCAACAGUUUAAAUACUUCUCUAGAGGAAUACUGGAUUAAAUCUCCAUUUAGCCCCCCUGACUUUCAGUUGGCAUUUAGUCAGUCAAGUCCAUCAUGUCCCCAGCUCUCCAAUUCUGAUGGUAAGGACAUGCCUUGUAGGCCCAUGAGUCCCAAACCUCAGAGUUCACGAUCCACUUCUCAGCACAAGAACUUCCGUUACCCCGGGCGCGUUUGCACCGCUUCCAUGAUCUCUCUUGGGAACAGCUCUGGAGUGGAAAGCAGUCUGGAGGCUCCUGAGAGGCCAAAGACACUGAAACCCAGAGGAAGUCUCUUACACUCGUUGGACGACUUCCAGAGGGAUGACAGUGGCAUAAGCAGUCAAUCCCAGAUCAGCUUAAAUACAGCUUCUUCCAUUAGUGACAUGCUCCGAGACGAGUUUGUAAAACAGGAGUCUAAGCAGCCAUGUCAAACAGCAGCUGGGAAGAGGCCAAAUAAGAAAUGGGUUCCCCAUCGCAAAAGGAGGCCCCCCCGGGUGCCAGCAUGCCCUGUGUCCACCCUGGAGAGCAGAGCCCGCAGGCUCUCCUUCCCUGCUCCAGAGGAAAAAGCCAAGGAGAUGCCAGAGAGGAGGAGGAAGAGACCCAAAGCCCUCUAUAAGUGCUUCAGCUUCGAUGAUGUUUGGAUGGAGAGGAGUCAAAAGAGGAAGCUAGAGAAGGAGACCCAGCCAGAGGGAGGGGUUCAGUUGCAACAUCUCCCACAGGAGCCCUCAAAAGCUGGAGUAAGUCCAUCCAUCACAUCUCCUGUUGCCUUUGACAUCCUGCCACUGAAGCUGCAUUCAUUUUCCAAGAGCACCCCGACAGGCCUGGACUGCGUGGGCUGCAAGCGGCGUGUCUCCGCUCCCGUGAUCACUGAUGGAGGCCUGGACAAGACAGCCCUGACGGACGAUGUGGGCAGCGAGGAGGAUCUGUACGAGGAUUUCCGCAGCUCCACCCACCGCUACGGCCACCCCGGGGGCGGCGGCGAGCAGCUGGCCAUCAACGAGCUCAUCAGCGAUGGCAGCGUGGUGUACGCGGAGGCGCUCUGGGACCACGUCACCAUGGAUGACCAGGAGCUGGGAUUCAAGGCUGGAGAUGUCAUCGAAGUAAUGGAUGCCACCAACAAGGAGUGGUGGUGGGGCAGGAUUCUGGACAGUGAAGGCUGGUUUCCAGCCAGCUUUGUUCGGCUGCGGGUGAACCAGGAUGAGCCCAUGGAGGAUUAUCCCCUGAAGGUGGAGGGGGGCAGAGAGGAGGAUUCCCGGCGCUUUGGGAUGGGCCAGACCACCAAGGACCAGAUGAGGACCAACGUCAUCAAUGAGAUCAUAAGCACAGAGAGAGACUACAUCAAGCACCUGAAGGACAUUUGUGAGGGUUACAUUAAGCAGUGCCGCAAGAGAGCUGACAUGUUUACAGAGGAACAGCUGAAGACAAUCUUUGGGAAUAUUGAGGACAUCUACAGGUGCCAGAAGAAAUUUGUUAAAGCGCUAGAGAAGAAAUUUAACAAAGACCACCCACAUUUGAGUGAGGUUGGCUCAUGCUUCUUGGAAUAUCAAACAGAGUUUCAGAUCUACUCCGAGUACUGCAACAACCACCCCAACGCGUGCCUGGAGCUGUCGCGCCUCGCCAAGGUCAACAAGUACGUGUACUUCUUCGAGGCCUGCCGCCUGCUGCAGAAGAUGAUUGACAUCUCCCUGGAUGGCUUCCUGCUCACCCCCGUGCAGAAAAUCUGCAAAUACCCCCUGCAGCUGGCCGAGCUGCUCAAGUACACCAACCCACAGCACAGGGAUUUCAAGGACGUGGAGGCUGCCCUGAAUGCCAUGAAGAACGUGGCUCGGCUCAUCAACGAGCGGAAGCGGCGCCUGGAGAACAUCGACAAGAUCGCCCAGUGGCAGAGCUCCAUAGAGGACUGGGAGGGAGAAGAUGUCCUAGUCAGAAGCUCAGAACUCAUCUAUUCUGGGGAAUUAGCCAAAAUCUCCCACCCUCAAGCCAAGAGCCAACAGAGGAUGUUCUUCCUCUUCGAUCACCAGCUUGUCUGCUGCAAGAAGGACCUCCUGCGCAGGGACAUCCUGUACUACAAGAGUCGGAUCAGCAUGGAUGACAUGGAAAUACUGGAUGUGGAAGAUGGCAAAGACAAGGACUUCAACAUCAGUGUGAAAAAUGCAUUUAAGCUGUACUGCAGAGACACUGAGGAAGUCCAUUUAUUCUGUGCAAAAAAGCCUGAGCAGAAACAGCGUUGGCUGAAAGCGUUUGAGAAUGAAAGGAGGCAGGUGCAGCUUGACCAGGAGACAGGGUUUUCCAUCACAGAGGUGCAGAAGAAGCAGGCAAUGCUGAAUGCCAGCAAGCAGCACCAUGCUGGGAAGCCCAAGGCUGUCACCAGGCCCUACUACGAGUUCCUGCUGCGGCAGAAGCACCCCACGCUGCCCAGCACACUCCCUCAGCAGCAGGUCUUCAUGCUGGCAGAGCCCAAGCGCAAGCCCUCGAACUUCUGGCAGAACAUCAGCAGGCUGACACCCUUCCGGAAAUAGGGGCAGCCCCGUGUUUGUGCCUGAAGCCCUUCUGAGAAAGCACUUUAUCCAUCACUCCUGGCAGGUGGAGCCCAGGUUCAGCCAGCCCUGUGCUAACAGAGGAUGGCACAGGUGCUCCUGCCUUCCCUAUUUAUUUUGCAGCCCAGCUGACCCGCUGGCUCCCAGGCGAGGCCGCGGGCAGCGGUGCCACGGAGCCAGCCCUGCCCUGCCCGGCAGGCAAAGCUCCAGGAGCGUGCAGCAGGGAGCUGGACAGGCUGCAGCCCGAGAGAUUUACCUUGUCAGCUGUACUUGGACUCACUCCUUCCUGCUGUGCCCACCACUGCUGGCUGGCAGCUGCCACAGGCAAGGGCAGCCGAUGGACCCGCUGGCCCCAUGGCCGCUGCCGUGCUCAGAACAGCAGCUCAGAGUCCGUGGUGAGGAGGGAUGAACCCUUCUGCUCUGCCCACCCCAUGCCCUGCAUUUCUCAGAGCUGUGAUCCUCCUCCACGUGUCCAACUAACUCAGCAGCCUCUGCAGGCCUUCAGAGCACAGUGAGCAGUGCACUGUGACCUCCUCCCUCCCUUUAGUCCUGCAGCACCAGUGAAAGGUGCCCUACAUUAAACUGUGCCAACCUGCAGCAUGAGUCAAGUCGAAGAAUCUCUCUAGUGGGUUUGAGUUACAUAAGUUAGAGAAAAAUGUGCCUAAUUAAUACCAUACUCAAUUCUUUAGAUUCUCGUCUCUCCAUCAUUCUGCCAUAUUUCCUGGCCAAUGAAAAUGCUCAUUGUUUGUAAUGUGUUUAUUUAUGGUAAAAAUCAGAACUGUGUAUUUUGUAAGUCUGUAAUUGUUCUUGUCAGAUGUUGUUAACUUGAUGCCUGUUUUGUCUGUUUAAUUUUUCUUUUCUUUUUUUUUUCCUUUUUUUAAAGAAAGGUCAAUAUUUGCAAACCUAGCUCCCAGAAGUCAGAGUCUGCUGUUCAACUCUGCAAUGUCAUUGUUAUGCAAACUCCCACAGACCCUCAAAUUCAAGGAGUGUUACUGACACUUUAAAAAUGGAAAACCACUUGAUAAAGGCCUAAAUUUGGCAUAAAGAGCCUCACUUUAAGGACCCAAGUUUCAAAUGGUGGCCAAAAAGAAUGAAUUUAAACCUUGGUUAGCAAAAAGAAAGAUUUGCCUUACCAUAGUGAGAGUUAGAAGCCAUACUGACUGAAUUCCCUAGAUUAGGAGACAUCCUCUGACAGUGGAAGGAAGACACUGGCUCAUUCCAACUCAAGUAUGAAUGAGCACUAACUGUCUGCAGAGCUCAGAAAUCCAGUGUUUGUUGAUGCUGUAGCUGACCAAAGUCUGGUCAUCCAGGGAUAUCUGAAUUCAGUAGCAUGUACAAAGUCCUUCUUGCACUAUAUCUUUCCCCCAGACCAGGGGCAACAUUUAAUUUCAUAAAGAAACUUGUAAAAGUGACUCUCAGCCUGUGUUUGUCUCCAGCCCGUCUAUCUGUGUGAAGCUGUUUCUUUCCAAAGUCACUGUGGGGAUUGUGCUCUUGCAGCUCCACCAGGGGCUGCUCAGCCACAGGGGCCCUGCCAGAAGGUGACCUCAGAGCAGCCAUCCCAGCUGUGGGGACACAGGGACCUGACCAGAGGGGUCACUCUCUGCUCUGGGGAGGACACUGGGUCAAUGCUGGGCAGGAGGGGGAGGCAAAAAGAAAAAAAAUAAAAAAAUCACUCUCUAAAAAUCCACUGAGAUGAGACAGUUACAGCAGUAUUAGCACAACAUACACACAGAGACACCAAGAGACAGACAUGGGGACACUGAAAGACACCCAGAGACACACAUGGCCCAGCAGAGACACUGAGGCACUGCCAGGUGUGUACAGACACCCACGGGGGGAGGUGGUGACCAAGAGACCCUGACACACACACACACACACACACACACACACACACACACACACACACAGAGCCAUGUCAGACAGCCAGAGACAGCCAGCACCACUCAUUAACAGAAGGCAAUUGUCAUUUCUGUGUUUACCCUAAGUGUCUGCACCCUCCUUUCCUUAUCCAUGGCAUGUUUGUUUUGAUUGGCCAGGAAGAAAAGCUGUUGGCACUGAAAUUAUCAAUUUUCUGAGCUUAUCAUCAGCUUUGUAGUAAGUGCAGAGGGGUAGAGGGGCAGAGGACAAUCCCCUGCCCAGCACAGAUACAGGAUCACACCCACACUGAACAUGGCCAGCUGUGACAGGUUGCUCAUAGUCUUGUCCAUUGCUGUCUGGAUUCACUCAAGGAUGGAGAUUCUCCUAAAACCUCUUUACAUCCCUCUCAAAACCACUCUGUCCCCAGUGUGAAGGAAGUGCUGACAUCUGCUCAGAGCUCCCCUUGCUGCAAUGUCUGAUAUGGUCUCAGGCAGAAUGCUGCUUAAUGUACUCAGCUUUACAUCUACAAUGAAGGCACUCUGGUAGAAAUCCUCACCUCUUCUCCCAGGGGAAAUGGGGUGAGAGUGGCACAGGACCCUGGAGUGCAGCAGCUGUGAAGUGCAACAACCCUGCCCUUCCUGGCCCCUGAAACACACACAAGAAUUGGCUGUUACUACUUACCUGUAUAGCAAUACUCUGAACAGUAAAUAUGCAUCAAGUGAUUAAAACAAUCACAUCAUUUAUCAGCUCUUCCAGAACUGGCUGCAUCUCUGACCAGUGUGCACAAAGGAUUUACAGAGACACUUUUUUUUACAGACAUUUCUGAAGUGCCAAACCAGACUUCUCUGGCCAGACAGCAUCCCAGUCAAUGGACAGUUAAUAACUUCUGGAAGAAUUCUACUCUCCACUUGACUAUCAGUACUCUUUCUAAAAAGUGUCCUCAGUUGAGAUUCUAGUCUUGCACAUCACAUUUGGAGCUAGGAUCCAAUCCCCUAUGCAAGACUGAGAUCAGGUAAAAAAGCUGCUCACACAAAGUGGUGGAGCUACAGCAGCAGCACAGAAAACAGGUAAGGCUCAAACCCAUAAACCCAUCGUGCUCAACAUGCCCACCCCACAGAUUGCUCUGAAGAGGAUUUCAUCACAAAAUACCAUCCUUAGUUUAACAGCCAGCACCACCUCCCCACUCUCACCAUAACCCUCGGUGUUUCCUGAACAAACUGUCCCAGAGCAGGUGUAACCUCCUUCGGUUUUAAGUGAUUAGAAACUCAGAGUCACCUCAUCCCCCAAGUUACUCAUUAAAUGGCAAAGGGCACCUGUGUGUGAGAUGGAAACAGAUUAACCCAGCCCAGAUUUCCCUGCUGCAUCUGGAUUUGGGCUGGAGUGGCUCCCAUUGCUCUGCCAAUGGGCAGAACUGGGGUGAACCCGUGUGCAGGCUGGGCUGGGCUGUGCACAGCGAGCAGAUCCCAAGGGCAUCAGCUGAACCUGUGAGAAUGGGGUUCCUGGCUGGCCAAGAACAGCUCUGACAAGCUCUCUGAGCUAAAUGGACAAGAAGUGCCAGUUCUACAAAAAGAGUCCAUUUGAACCAUGAAGAAUCAGAGCUGUGAGGCACCAGCAACCUUUUCCCUGGAGCUGAACCUUCAACAGGGGCCAGAAAUGUAGAUUUGCAUACAAAACAAACUGAAACUCCUGAUGUGAGUCUGAACAACAAUCCUUCUGGAUUUUAGGGUAGAACCAGCUGAACUCCACAGAAAACAGUUCUGCAUUGAGUUACAGAAAUAGGACAAAGAGAUUGAGUCAGGGGUGCUUUGGGAUAUUUUACAGGGUGUUGGCUCUAUCUGUUCCUCUCCUUCUUAGAUAUCCAUUUAGGAAGCUUCUUGUGAAAACAGCCAUGAUUCUUAAUGACCUAAAUCUGCCCAGAUUCUAUUUGGUGAAACAAAACACUGAAUUCUGUAAAAGAUGUCAAUCUAAUGAAAGAGUGAUUUCCUGAAGCUACCAGUGGCUAUUAAAUAACAUAGUCUCUGCUCUGACCCCAAAAAAAAGGAAAAAAAAAUCUCUAUUUUAAACUAUUACUUUAGAAUAUCUGAUUCAGACACUGUGGGUGUAUCCACUGUUCAAGUUCUAACAGCAUCAGAACCAGCACAAACUGUCUUUGUGCUAACUCAAAGUAAGAACUAGGUCAGUUCCCAUGGAGAGAAGAGUUCCCCCUAAGCAGCCUUUCCUGUCUCUCCUAUUCUGUCCAUUCCCUGAAGGACAGGGGCUGUCAGCUGGGGAGGAGCCCCUCUGUGUCCAGCAGAGUCCUUGGCUCACCACGUACACUGCAGGAGAUUCCCACUGUGCAGGACACUGCUCUGCAGAGCCAGCACAGCUCUGUCAUCCAGGAGCCAACCAUGUGCCAACCAUCUGCACCUGGGUGUCCCAACAGCUUCCCAAAACCACCUGAAAACUCUCACCAACAGGGAUUACUCAGAAUCCAGGCACCUGCCAGUAACAGAAGAAUCUCAGCUCCACACUGAGAACACUUCAUUUCUUGGGAUGCCAGAAUGACAGAAAUUAGCUUUUUUUAAAUAAAAAGGCCUUUCACCUGAUGUGUCAAAAUAGAAGGCUGUGCUCCUCCAGAUUUAUUGUACUGGAAGCACACCUUCAUGUAACAGCAUCAUUCAAGAAGCCUGUGGCAAGACUGGCAUGCAACCAUCAGUGUUUUGAACACGUACUGCAGCACUCCCCUCCCAGACUCUGAGCUGGCAGCACCUGGCAGGUGGGGCAGCAUCCAGCAAGUGCUGAUUCCUUCUCCAUUGUUCUUACUGCAGUUGUUUUAAUUCUCCUGGUAAUUUCCACCAUGUAGCUGCUCAUGAGGGUUAUGGGCACUGCAAAGCCCAUCUGGACUUUGGUACAACAGCAACUCCUCAAGCUUUAAGGAGGGAACUACUCACACCUCAUUCAAGUACUAGAGCCUCAGCCUGUGCCUGCUGUUGCUGCUCACAUUCUCUACCAAAGGAGGAGGACUCACCACUGCUACUGACAUCAGCAGUACCACGCUGGUACAACCCAAAACAUCAACCAGAAUGUCCUGUACCAGCCUACCAGCAGGAAUCCCUGCCCCAGAGCUCCCAGCCUAAGCAAAGCUAAGGGUCAGGUCUUCAGGUAAGUAAUGGGUUAAAGAAUAAGAACUUUGAUUGUGCAUAAACAUUACCUGGAAAAAACCCCAAGUGUUUUCAGCUGAUUUUAAGCCCCUGAAGACACAGUGGUGCUCUUUCAGCUGGACAGUGUGGGGAAGGAAUCAAUCUUGCAGGCUGCAGUGACCCAUCAGUGCAGCUCCUGUCACAGUGAGGCAGGGCAAGGUGCAGCCAGCAGUGUGACCUGGCACCAGACAGAAAUGCCUCCAGGGGACCAAAGCUCCAGGCAGCAGCAUGGAGUCUCCUCCUUUCCCCUCCAGGCACAUAGCUGCAGGCUCUGCAGAAGCCAAAGGGUACUCCUUCCCAGCCACACAGCAAUCCCAGCUGCCCUGCCUUGCCAUCAACACCUCACACCUUAUUUCUCCCAUGUGUCUCACACAUGUCCUUAACAAGCUACAUGACUCAAAUCCCAUGGCUUUGGCAGUGCUGGCACUUCUAGGAAAAAUGCAGGCUGCUUGUUCUUUUAGCUUAACAAACUCCUGUCAUCUUUCCCCCUGCUACUACACCCUUCCUCUCCCCACAUCCUGAGCUUCUCUUUUGCACAAGUUUGCUACCAAAGCAGCUCCCUGUUUCACAGCCUGUGCAAAUGAAAUACCUGUGGUACUGACCCCAGAGCUGUGUACCUUUGUGUGUGACUGCCUACAUUUACAGUUGUGAGAUGGGAAAUAAACAAGCUAUCAACUUGAAGUCUUGUAUCAUUCUGUAAUCCUCCCAAAAAGCAUUAACUACUGAUUAUAGAGCAGCUAUGGAACAGCAUUCUGCUUACAAGUUCCUUCUAUCCUUCCACACCUACUUCUUUUCCUUUUCUCCUAAGCAGCACCCACCCAUUACCCAGGCUGGAUAAUAAUUUAUGGCUUUUUUCUUUAACCUCCAGUAACCUGAAAUAAUAUACUUGCUAUCUAUAUCACACCAUCAAAAAAAACCUUAGCCCCAAAUCCAGCCAUGUGUUCACUGAAGCAGAGGGAGCUGCAUUUGAGCUCAGCUGGGCACUUCACAUGAUUACAAUUCCUACAAGGCUGGCAAAAACAAAACUUGGGGAUGGUGUGUUCCCCUUCCCCUUUCUGAAGCAUCAAUUUGCCCACAUACUUUACCUUUCUUGCCCAGAAAAGAAAAAGCUAUUGUACAACAUUACAAAGUCUAUUACCAUAGCCCAGAAAUUAAGGUCCAGCUGUGGUAUUUUAAGCUGACAGCUGAGCUGCUCAUUGUCAAGUUCCUUCUGUCACAUUUGAUCUCUUAGCCCACUGAGGGCUACAACUGAGACUCCUGUACCCAUGAGACUCAACAGCCUCCCCUCUGCAUCUGCAAUUCUCCCUGUGACACAACCCAGCUUCCCACAGCUGCCAAAGACUUCUGGCUGUUGUUUAAAAUAAACAUUAAAAAACUAAAGUCAUCUCAUGGCCUCCAUUCUGUUCUGGAUAAUUAAGACAGGAUAGCUAAUAGCCUGAUGGAUACUAAAAUAAAAUUCUGGAGUGCACUUAACCUCCUACACACAAGUCAGACAUUUUAUCCAUGCAAUUCAGCAACACUGACAUUUCCUACACACACAAAAAAAAUCCCAUCUAAAUAAAUACAUCAUUCCUGAUUCCAAGGCAGCUCACCAAUGAAACUUUCUGUUACCUGACUUUGUUUACAGCAAGCCACAGAGUUUAGAAUCUAAAGGAAGAUGUUAGAAACAGCAAGUUGUGGUUUGGCCAUCAUUAGUUACAGGAAAACUUGAAACUCACAAUUACUUGCCUGAUUUCUACCGAUCACUAACUGAGCAGAUACUUUCCUAGAAGGGGCUCUAGCUGUUCUCAGGGGUUCAGAGCUGCCUCUAAAAGAGGGAGUUCUUACCUUCACAGCAAGUGGAGCCACCUGUCAUUGAGGGGAGGGUAGCACACAUUAAUUACACUGCCACUGCAAAAUCCAUCUGGCAACAGGGAGAAGUCAAACCAUCACCGACCCUCCAUUUUGGCAGUUCCAUGGAUACAUUUAGAAGCACCAUGCAAGAAACUCUAUCUAGAGACUUAAGAGUUCAGUCCCAUGUCCUCGCAGGUGUUGAACACAGUACAAGGUCAGGUUUCACAGCAGCAGACUCCCAGGAGAACAGCUACAUUAGAAUCCUUCUAGCCUGAGAGUGCUCAGCACCAUUCUGAAGAACAGCUUUUCCCUUUAUAGCAUCCCAGAUUUCAGCAACCCACUGGUUGAAGAUUAUGAAUUUUCAUCAGCUGCAGUGCUCUGCAAAAAACACUCCCAAACCUAUCUACCUGUAACAUGAAAACAAUCCCAGGAUAACUGACCAACAAUUAGCUUGAGGAAAAACACACUGAAAAAAAAAAAAUCUGUCCAUGGCAUCCCUUGUACUCAGCUACAAUUUCAGAAGCUCAACUACUUAAAACUACCUGACACUGAAACACUAUUCCUGCAGAUUGAUGCAGUCACGUUGCACCUUCCUCUUCCACAUGUGUUGCUUUUUUCCAGAAGGUUAUCAGGUAAGUUAUUGUUAUUUUUGGAGACCUAAAAUAAAUGAAAAUAGUCAGUUAGUUCAAGCAGCUUAGUUGUUCCCCCAGAGCUUUACAACCACCCACACACUAAAGAAAUAGGAUAAUUACCCACACUUCACACCUACUCAGCUCUUUUCCUUCUGGGGAACUCUCAAGACACUGAUUUCUAACAGCUUUCUGCUCAGGGCUGUCACCUCUCCAAUCAAACAGCACGGUUUGGUAUGAAGCAAAUGCUCAAGUAUUGUCAAAUUUUACAUCUGUUCCAUUUCCUUUGUUUUAAGCUAUAAAAUAAAAUCUCUCAAACCCCAGAAAUGUCUCAAAAUGGAACAAGGCAGGGUCGGACAUCUUUACCACACUCUCAGACAGGACAGCUUAGGGCAGCUUAAUUCCCCACCGGGGAGCCUUUGCCACUGUGUUCUGUUAGGCAUCAGGAAACCUUACUGAUCACUCAUCCCAUUUCAGCAUUUUGCUUUGCUUCCAUCAAUCACCAGAUUCCACCAGCUUGAAGAGUUUAAAUGCACCAUACUGUUCUCCAGAACAGAAUGUUUUCUGGAAGGAUGUCACCAAAGACAGCAGGAAAGAAACCACAAUAAGCAACACAAGUCAAUCUUUAUUGAAAACUGAAGUAUUAAUACAUAACAAUUCUUGUUACAAUAAACGUGCUUUUAAGAAUUUAAACUUGAGCUCAUCUACUCAUUGAAUUGCAUAAAAAAUAAAAAAGUAUGAAUUUUCACAAUUGAACUGGCUCAGAAUGGAAUCUCCACUCUUUGUGUUGAUGCGAUAGUUCAAUGCAGGAGUGAGUGAUGCCUUAAAACUUAUUCUGGAAGACAACAUUGACCUAAACUUAAAAAAAAAAGUACCAAUACAACUGUUCCUAAGACAGUUUUAAAAAAAGUCAUAAAAAGGAAACCUGUGUCUAUUUCAUAACAAACAUGGAGAACUAUUACUGGGGCCUCUUGUACUUCCAUUGCAUGCACUCACUUUUUUAGAUCUUAAGACAGGAGGGCAGCCAAUAAUAGCAUUACAAUUAAAAAAACCCACUAACAAAUCCCUUCUACUUAAAACAAGUCUGUACAGCAGCCAGCUAAAAAAGCUUUCCCAGUUUGCCUGCUAAGUGCCCAAAAGUCACAAUCAGUUUAGAAAAGUCAUGUUCAUUGUCUUGAUGUUGAAACUUCAGAGCCCAUAAAUUGCCCAGAUGUAAAAGUCACAAAUGGACCCUUACUACAUGUGAAAUUCAGAUGUUUCAGUGUUAUAUGCAACCUGCACAAGAAAAGGUUUCUUGUCCCCACUGUCCCUCUUCUCUCUCUGGUGCCUACAGGACACCUUGCCUGCCCUCAACACCCUGGGCAGAUGCUGCAGAGUGCCCAGAGUCCUCCCAGCAGAUGGGAACCAGCUCAGCUCUGGGCCAGCCCUGCACAAACCACCCACCUGCUGCAGGUGCUCCUGCCCUGUGGCAUUUCACCUCCUCGUGUGAGGGGCUCUGCAGGAAGCCUAGAGCUGACACAACACAGGAUUAGAAACUGACACUUCUUAAUGAGAACAACGUGAGUGAGCUGAAAUGGCCAUGUCUUUUACAGCCUUCCCAAAGGCUGGCUCCCAGGGCUGAGGAAGCUGCACUGACACAAGCUGGAGCAGGCUGGGCCGUGUCCUAAGGAGCACUGCACAAACACAGCCCAGGCAGCCAUGGAGCAGGCACAGCCACAGGCUCUGUGCCAUGCCUCCAGCUCCAGCAGGAGCAUCACUAUUGCUCACCUUCCUAAGAUGGGAGGUUUCACACAAACAGGAGUGUGCUAACAUACAGUUACCACCCCUGGUAUGAGUUUGACCCUAGUUAGGUGGUGAUGUCAGACUGAUGUGCUGACCAAUUUGAGCAAAGCCACAUGCACAGCGUGGAACGCUGCUGAAGCACUGGGGAGUGAUUCCAAGUCAAUGCUCUUGCCUUGCUAGCCAAGGAGCAGUGAAGGCAGGGCCCUCCAGGAGAGCAGCCCAUGCUGAGUACCCUGGAGCACAGCUCUGUACCAUCAGCUCUCCUGACAACACCCAGACACGGUGGCACUGAUGGGUGGUGAUUUGCUUGUUGUUUGGUUAGCUUUAUCAGUGGAUGGAGCAAUACAAGGAAGAACUUCAAUGAAAAUGAAGGACUUUUUCACCUACAGCUGCAUCUAAGCAUUUAACUUGCAUAGUACACUCAAAAUGAAGCUUUCUUGAGCAGCAAUCCUGCAUGUCUCCUAGAAACUCCAAACAGGAGAGGGUGACAACAAGCAUAAGCAACAUCUAGCAGUAGGUUGUCUCUUUUCCUUCCUGGUGUUUAGUAAACCACCACCACACUGACUAGGGCUAUGUGGUUCUGGUGCCAAUUAUUAGCCAUUUUUCUUUUGCUGCUGCUACAUUUAAAAGACAUUUUCAUCAGCUGUUACUGACAUUGGGAAUACCUUGGUUCUUAAAAAAUACUUUAUCUAGACGCAACACUUGAAAUUUGAAUUAAAAAAAAUUCUUGGACUGCUCUUUGUUAUUGCUGCAACAGUUAUUUUCAGUUCCAGGUUUAUAGUAGUACUUUUUUCUUAAUCAUAUAAAGCUGCCAUAAAAGUUUUCUUUUUUUAAAGAGAAGCUUGAUCUGAAAUGUCUCUACUGCACCAGCUCUUUUAAUUUGCUGAGGAGCUUUGGUGCAAACACAUACUGCAUCUUCAUUUAUAAAGGAAUUCUAAACAGGGAAUGUUAUAUAAAAAGCAGGAGAGAAUGUUUCGUAAGACCCUCGCUGUGUAAACGCCUAUUUAAUGAUGUACAGUUUCCCCCACUGCAGUUUUAUAUCCAUGCUUUCUACUAUUUGCAACAAAAUACCACUGAGAUAGUUAUAUAUACACAUAUUCCCCCAUCCCCCUGCACUGUGCUUUUGGUUACUUUUCAGAAGAACUCCUGGAGACAAGCUCCAGCCUCCCAGUAGGAUCAGAAUCGCUCAGGACUGGAAGGUGCAGUACCUUUGGGAAAGGUACACUUUCUCCCUCCUGGAUGAAUCCCAUAAUGCAACUUAGAAAAAAAAGUGCUCAAGAAAGUGAGACUGCCUAAGUGUUAUGGAAUACUACACGGAGACCAAUUCCAAGAUGACAUUUAGGAAUCUGAAGUAAGAGCAAAAAUAUAUAGGAAGUUAUACUCAUUCCUUGACUAUUUCUCUAUUGCAGCAUUCAUGGAAGUUCUCUCCUAUGACUUUAGUUCAUGGUGAUGAGACAGGAGACAGCAAAACUUCCAGCCUGGCCUUCACAGCUCCUCCCCAACACAGCACUGCUCCAGCCCUCAGCUCCUGGUCAGGACCAGCGCCCUGCGUUGGUGCUCACUGUGCUCUGCCACACCUGACUGAUCACAGCUGCAAAUCUAACACACACAUGGAAUUGUUACACACACUGAACAAAGCAGUACACAUUCAACUAAGUUUGUCUUGGAUCAUCUUCUGCUCCAUAUAAAAACAUAUGGAAAUCCCUAAGUGCUCAUGAGUAAGGUUGAAAGUACUUAUUCCAACAACAUAGUUAUGUUCAAGGCAUUAGAAAUAAGGGGGCCAUCCACUGACAGUGAUUCAUGCAAAAUAAACCUAAACUUUAUUUAAAAAAAAAAAAA